AUUUGAACAGUGAGUGCAAAAGCAAAACAAGCCUGCUACAACAAGGACUCCGUGCAGUUGGACUACUCAGAGAUUAUUACAUUGCCAGAAACCUAUAAAAGCCUGGAUAUUUUUUUUUCCUGAAGAGUGCCCACCUUCCUUUUCAACAUGUCAACAAAAGACCUGCCAUCUGACAAGAUUUAUGCCAAAGCAUUGUCCAAGACGCUCACUCAUGUUGCCUCUCCCCUGACUGUGGGCCUAUACUCAUCGUGCAACAGUCGCAUCAACAUGGUUCUUAGAAACAUAGAGGUUGAAAUGGAGCAAGAGACCAAGAGAAGAGAGAGGAAGUCUCCUGGCAGAUCAAAGCCUCGCCCUGUCCAGCCUUCUCUUUGCAGCACUCUGGCUCUCAUCUCGCGGCUGCUCUUCUAUCGACCUGUGUGGACGGAGGACAACCAACAUCAGAAGAACGUCCGCUUUGUGUUCGUGAGGUUCAGCGCCUGGCACUUUGCUGGCAGUGACCUGCUCUGGGCGGGAUUGGUGAUGCGUCUGUGCGUGGUGCUGCAACAGAAGUUCGGCAAACUCCAGCUGGGCCUCUACCGCAUGUGUCAGCAUGACGAGGAGACAGCCGAACACAAGAAAACGAUCGAGGACGGAAUAGCGAACUGGAGGUCCAAGAAGAUCUGCUGCUUCCCUUUGUGGCUAGUCCUUGCCCUCAUUGUCACUGGAGCAGUGGUCAUCUUGGCUCUGCUCAUUAUGUUCGGCUUCCCUAAACCAGAGGUGGAGGAAGAUGGGAAUCCAGAAGUUGAGGAGAACGAUGGGUUUGGAGUGUUAGAAGGGUUUGCCAUUGCAACUCUUGGGCUCCCAGCGGCUGGUGCGGUUCGAUUCACCUUCAUGUUGGGGAAAAACCUGGCGUUCAACCAAGACUUCAACAUCCGAAGUAGCAUGGACAACCAGAAAGUGAGUGAGAAACUGGGCUUCAUGAAUGAAGUGCGGAAGGAAAUGAAGCUGCUGUCUCGCUUCAUCCAUUUCAUGGAGGUCUUUGAGAGGAGGAGGAUUCGAGUCGUGCUGGAAAUCACCAACCUUGACCGCUGCACGCCGAAGAAAAUCGUGGGCGUCCUGGAUGCCAUCAACAUCUUGCUGUCUGAUGAGGAGAGCCCCUUCAUCUCUCUUCUGGCAGUGGAUCCUGAAGUUCUUGUCGAACAGGUGGACAACGCUGAGUGUUGUUAUAACCAAAAAGAAGCUUUCGGUUUCCUGGAUCGCAUCAUCACACUUCCAUUUACAGUGCCUCCGCUCUGUGACAAAUCAAAGCGCAACGUGUUCUUGAACAUUGUGCGUGGACAAUCAGAAAUCCCAGAAGUAUCUCCUCAGAAAGAUGAUCACAUGCCUUUGGGGAGCACAAAAAGCUCUGUGUGUGUUGAGGAUGAAUCUUCACUGAAUGGCAAAAGGCUCCUUGAGGAAACCUCUGUACCAUUACUUGCUCAAACAAACAAAACUGAAGAUCUGAAGGACGAUGAGGUGGAGCGGAUGGUUCAAGAGGCUUUCCAGACUGUUCACCAGCCCACAAGUCUCUUGCAUGUGUACCUCUCUGGUAAUACCAUGUCCAUGAGAAGGAUCAUCAACUCCAUCCGUGUGACUGUCGUCAUUAUGGAGGAGCUCCCCCACUUCCAGUGUCAACCAGCCGAGAAGGUAGCAGCCUGGGUGGUCUUGGCCGACCGCUGGCCCUGUCGCCUGAGCUGGAUUCUCCAGUGCAUUGAGGACACUCAGCAGAGAAAAGCGAUCAAUCAAGAAGUGGCCAUGAACAGCUCCAUGGAGCUCUGGGAUGUCUUCAUGAAGCAUCGCCUUGAGCUACAUCUCAUGAAAGAAGAGGUGGAGGAUUUUCUAGAAAGAGAUGGUGACCCAGAGCUUUUCGAGAAGUUCCUGAGAUUGGAUUUCCGUUUCACCGUGGGUGAGGCGGAGAGGUUUGACCAAUGCACCGUCAAUCUGGAUCUUUCGAUCAAGAGGAAACUCGCCAGGGUUAGAGGAAGCAGCAAACUGAAAGACCCCACACAGAGGAACCCUUUUGAUGCUCUACCUAGACGACAGGUGAUCCACAUGAGUACAGACGGCAUCUGCGAAGAGAUGUCUCGGGUAGGUCUCUCUGACAAGUACGCAGAAGUGGUGAAGUCCAACCACCUGAAUGGGAGGGCUCUUCUGUUUAAUGACCAUGCAGACCUGAAAGAGGUGCUGCAGAUGACCCUGGGGGAGUGGACCACCUUCAAGAUGACCUUUCUCACCGGUAACUCCGAUACUGAAGGUUACGAGGAAAGCAGGCCAGCUCCAGCACAGCCUUGCAAGGCUAUCUGUCCAUCCAGUCCAGGCCAUGCUGCUGCAUGUAAAACAACCAAUGUUUAAGUGAAGAGGGAUGGAACCAAAACAUAGCUAGUCAUUUAACAUGUUGGGCUUCAACAGAUUAUCUCUGAUAGGGGUGGGUUUUAUAUAGUUAUAGUGUAGUGUAAUGAUAUACUGUAUACCCUUUUGAUAACCAUACAGUUUCAAAAACAUGCAAUCAGGAACUUUCUGACUGGAAUGCUGGAAUUUUCAAUCAUUCAGAACAAUAUUUCUGUCACCAAUAAAAAGACCAACAAGAUCAA
Molecule: messenger RNA, 2609 nt
Organism: Alosa sapidissima (American shad)
Lineage: Eukaryota; Metazoa; Chordata; Actinopteri; Clupeiformes; Clupeidae
Gene: nkpd1
Product: NTPase, KAP family P-loop domain containing 1
Exons: 5
Coding region: 148-2370 (740 amino acids)
Source: RefSeq, a predicted model, not a curated record